This is a messenger RNA of Oenanthe melanoleuca, 667 nucleotides long. RefSeq names its product interferon-induced transmembrane protein 5-like. Gene Ontology annotation, cellular component: plasma membrane. The record is from RefSeq and is a predicted model, not a curated record. Bases 156 to 476 code for a protein of 106 amino acids. Gene Ontology annotation, biological process: bone morphogenesis; bone mineralization. NCBI's taxonomy places the organism in Eukaryota, Metazoa, Chordata, Aves, Passeriformes, Muscicapidae. The transcript has 2 exons.
UCCCUCCCACCCCCAAGGGAUGCCCAAGGAGGCGCCGAGCACUUGGGGUAAUUCCCGGGCGGGCUGGGGAGGGCAGAUCCCAACACUCUCCAUAGGCGGUGACACCUGCCGCUGGUGAAUCCUCCCUGCUUUUCCUGCCACUAAUUCCGGGGAUUAUGGGACGGCCUUGGAAAACCACAGCCCCCUGCCCACCAGCCGAGGAGCUGCUGCUUGAUCCUAAAAAAUGCUGUGAUGCCUCCUCCACCCGGCAGGAGCAGGCUCGGGACCGGAAAGUGUCCGGGGACGUGGAAGCCGCUCGGCACUUCAGCUCCAAGGCGCGGUGCUACAACGCCCUGGCCACGGCGGGCAGCGUGCUGCUGCCCCUCCUGCUCGCUGCCCUCAUUGUCACCGGUGUCAUCCACCUCUCCAAGCUGGCGCAGGAGUCCGUCGGCUUCUUCACCUACCAGUUCAGCGGGAGCGACGAUGAGGACCAGUGACUCUGGGAGAAGGGCUGGUGGAACCUCCUCUGCAUCGCCCCAAAAUGCCACCACCCCUCUCUGCCACCCCGUUCCCCACUCUGCUGUGAGGGCACAGUUAUUUUUGUUUAUCUAUCCUGCGGGUUUUUUACUUCCCAUUAUCCUGUGUGAAGCCCCAGCUUCCGCGGUCGCUAUUUAAAUCAUUAAAUUCU